CUUACUGUUGCAAAACCACGUUUCUUCACAAAAUCGACAGGCAAAUCAAAAUCCGCCUCCCGUUUUGAAUACUGAGCCCACCAAGCCCCGAUAUAAAUAAGCGCUCUCCCCGGCCCAUUUCUCUCCAUCACCGAACUCACGGCAGUAAAAAAAACCACAUUCCUAGCGAGCGAGAGAACAAAUCGAAGAAAAAUGAGCGGCGGCUGCGGCGGAUCAAAGAGAACAGCCUGGCUGGUGGCGGCGAGCAUCGCGGCGGUGGAGGCGCUGAAGGAUCAAGGGAUCGCGAGGUGGAAUUAUCCGAUCCGGACUUUACACCAGCACGCCAAGAGCAAAGUGACGUCGUAUUGCCAGACGAAGCGGUGCUCUUCCUCCCUGCCGCCUUCUUCCGUCGUCUCCGGCAAGGUGAUCAGAGAGGCCAAUAAGGUGUCUAAAACAGAGAAGAAUAUGAACAGAGUCGUGGAGAUGAACUGCUUCGGCCCUAGCACUGUUAGGUUUUAGAAAUCCUUCAGGUCUGUCUGGUAUUAAUCUCCGAUCCCCAAAUCCAAUGUAUAACAAAAAAAAGCAUUGCUUUUUCUUGGUACAAAUAUGAAAUAUGCGAUUUUAUGCUAUGAAGAUGUUAAAUCUGGAAAUGGUUAAGAUCCCUCCUCAAAUUUUCAUCUUUGUGUUGUAUUGGAUGAGAUGCAAGAAGUAUGAUGACAAUAACAAAAUCAUUAUUAU
Molecule: messenger RNA, 717 nt
Organism: Cuscuta campestris
Lineage: Eukaryota; Viridiplantae; Streptophyta; Magnoliopsida; Solanales; Convolvulaceae
Source: the annotation of a GenBank genome assembly